CCACAAAGAUCCAAAAAAGAACUAUAAAGCUUAAAAUCUCAGAGAGCCAGAUAGUAUUAUAAAGGAGAAGAAACCCUAACAUUAAGUAGCUUUGAAACUCCCUCUGCUGAAUCAUGGCCGCCGUCCCUGAAGGAUAUUACGAAUCCACAAACCCGUUUCUUGUUCACGGGCCAAGAGGUUUUGAAGAGUUCAAGUUGCUUGAGAGUUUUGGAAUGUACGUGAGGAUGGACUUUCCCGGCGUUCCGGAGGAGUGCGUGAGGGUUUCUCUAGACCCGGCGAAGAAAUCUUUGGCUGUCUACGCAGAUGCUCCCAAGGUCCACAGAUACGACCUCGCUCAACGGAAGUACCUCUCCGUCAUCGAAACCGUCUGCAGAUGCUGCGUGUUCGACCGCUUCACUUACCAAAUGUCCGACGGUGUUUUAAGGCUUCAUCUCUCCAAGUCUAACAUCGAUCCAAGUCACUCUUCCUGCAUCGAGUUUAAAUAUUCUGCUUUCGGAGAAGAUAUCUCUGGCAAUGACAUGGACGAGUCGUAUGAGUCGAAGCAGCUCGAAGACGGCAAUUUAUACGUGCGUUUAGACAUGCCAGGCGUUCCCAAGGACAACUUCACUGUCUCAGUGGCUAACGGCAAAGUAAACGUGACUGGUCAAGCUCCUGCUCUUGACCACGACUCAGGUUCUCGGUUGUACUCUAGCGACGUGGUUAUCCUCUCCGGUCCUGUCGACUUUCCUAGCCAUCAGGUCAAAACCAUCAUCAAGAACGGUGUCAUUAGACUCCUCAUCCCUCCCGUUUGAUAUCAUUAAUUAUGAUGACGUGGCUAAAGAUAUGUUUCUUUCUGUUUGUUAAGUGGACCUAUUUUGUUGGGAUUGAUUAAUAUUAGGAUCAAUGAGUUUGGAUAUAUUCCAAAAAGAAACAUUACUUCAAUUUGUGUAGCACUCUUAUCUUUUUUUUUUAUAUGAAUAUAUGUCUAACCAAAUAAAAACAAUAUGAUAAUAAUUAUGAACAAAUGAAAAGUGUAUUUUAUGUGUGCCUCAAGGCUGCAUUUACGAAGUCUACGAUAAAGCUGAAAACUUACCAAAUUUAGGCAAAGACCAACUUUGUUGUCUAUCUUGAUACAAGACAAAAACCUCAGAGCUUUCACCAGUGUAGAAACGAAAAGAUGAAAUUAAUAAAACUUAUACGUUUGUAUAUUAGUGGUAAUUAAUAAGAAAGAUGAUAUUUUCGUGUCACUGGAAACUGUUGAGGUGAACACGCAUCCUAGUACUAUCAUAUAGAUCACAUUCACAAAUGUAAAGUUAACACGUGUCAUAAGAGGGAUUGGUUGUCAUUUUCACCUGACAACCUCCCCAUACAGUCUCCAAAACCUCUCUAAAACCCUAGAGACAGUGAAAGAAAGAAAGAGAGAGAUCUCCAAAAAGAAAAAACACUAAAAUCCUAAUUAAAAACAGGAAAAUACUUAGCUGCCUAAGACCAUGAUUAUCGGGGUGCCUUAACCCUGGUUCUUAGCUUAAUUUUGAUUAAAAGAAAAACAAAAAAUUUUUUAAUCUAAGGAACGUCGCUUAAUUAAGCGUUACAAAAACCGUCGCUUGUGGACACGCGUCGUCCAACAACGAAGUCUCUAUCUCUCUCUCAUCCCUAUCUCUCUCGCGAAAGGAAGAAAGAUGCCGGUCUCGAUUCCGAAAUUUCUCUCGUGAUCUCUCCUCCAUGGAUGAUUCAGUCGGAGAUUCCCCCUCCCCUUCUUGAUUUCUCGUCGACUAUGAGAGAAUCGGCGUCUCUGUCGGUGCCUCCCCUCGAGGACUCCGCCGCUUUUUCGUGAUCUCUCUUUGACGACUCCGGAUCUCUUUGGUGAUCUCUCCUCCACGAUGAAUCACUGGACGUCUCUCUCUGUUGCUCUCCUCGAGGACUCCGCCUCUCUAUCUUAAUCGUCGAUUCCAAUACCAUAUAUCUCUCUCUCUCUCGACGACCGUUUGAGCUCGGUCUAAUGGAAAGGUAAAGCAACAAUUUUAUUUGCUCAAUAGGUCUUAAUCCUUCAUGCAUGUCUUAGAUUGUGCCUCUUAUAAUUGAUUUUGAUUUGAUUUUGAUUUUUUUGUUCUGCUGGUUUGGAUCUGUUGAUUUUGUCUCUUGUGUUUGUUUAGAGUUCGUGAUGAAUAUAUAUGUGAUCUGGUUCUUUGUGAUUUUUUUCUGUCAUUGGGAGAUGGUUGGAGCGUUGAAGACACACGAAGGUUCGUCAGACCAGAGAACACAUGAAGGUUCAUCAGACACAUGAAGGUUCGCCAGACCAGAGAACUACAAUUGCAACAGAGGUAAAUGCAUAUUUCUUUGCUCUUUUAAAUUGAUUGAAAGUGUGAUAAAAUAGCUGUGAAUAUUUUCGUUGGUUGUUUUUGAGAAAUGGUUCACAUAGAGGUUGAUUAGUUCGUGUAUCUGUUCACAUGAAUUGAUUGUGUAUCUGUUCUAAAUUGAUUAGUUUGUAAUAAAUGGUUAGCUUAUGGUUGCUAAUAAAUAUCAUCUGAUGGUUAGAUAGAAAUAGAUUUGAAGUGUUAUGAAUGUGUGUUAGAUAUAUGUCAACUCGUUUAUGGUUGGGCCGAUCUAUUAAACACAAUGCCUUUGCUUUCUCUCUUCUAUAAAGUGUUUCUUCUUCUCUUCUAUCUAUCUAAAACAAAGUUAUUAGCUUCAUCUCUUCUUUAAAUCAUCUCGGAUAUGGAUUCUCUUCCAAAUACGCUGAGGCAAAAGUUUGUUGAACUUCUAAACAGUCAACAAAACAUUGUCUUUGGUUUAUCUGAAGAUAGUCUCGAACUAUCUUCAUCUCAAAUCCCUCUUUUUUACUCGCAACCGAUGGAAGAUUCCAACUUUGUGGAAGGCACUCCUGCAGAGCGUCGAAAAAGGAGGCACUAGACGCCGGUAGAUGAUGUUGUGCUCAUUAGCUCCUGGCUAAAUACAACCAAAGAUCCAGAUGUAUCGAAUGAGCAAAAAUCCGGAGCUUUCUGGAAAAGGAUUGCAGCAUACUUCGCUGCAAGUCCUAAGGUGUAAGGCUGUGAAGUAAGGGAGGCGUCCCACUGCAAGCAGCGUUGGCACAAGAUUAACGAUCUAGUCAACAAGUUUUGCGGGGCAUAUGAAGCUGCAAGUAGAGAGAGAAGCAGUGGUCAAAAUGAGAAUGAUAUUCUUAAGCUAGCUCAUGAGAUUUUCUUCAACAACCAAAAAAAAAAUUAACCUUGAACAUGCUUGGAAGGAACUUCGAAAUGAUCAGAAGUGGUGCGAGCUUAAUACUUGUAAAGCCGAUGGAAGUGCAAAAAGGAGGAAGCUUGAUGAGGGUGCAAAUUCUUCAACCUCUCACGCGUCUGACAACAAUACUGGUGGAGCUGAUCAAGCAGCCACUCGGCCCCUGGGUGUUAAGGCAUCUAAGGGGCAUGGUAAGCAAAAGACUAAGGCAGAGGCGAAGUCGGCGUCUGAGUUUCAGAGCAUGUGGAGCAUCAAGAAGGAGGAUAUGGCCAUGAAGGAGAGGCUGUCGAAGAUGAAGCUGUUGGAUAGUCUUAUUACAAAACCAGAAGUGUUGCAUGAGUAUGAAGAAGCGCUGAAGAAGAAGCUUAUUUCUGACUUGUUGUCUUAAGCUUUGAUGCUUUUAAGUUGAUGUUGUCUAAGUCUAAUUAGGUUAAAUGUUUAAAUAUUUGUGUUUGUGUUUCUGUUUAAACUCUUUGUUGUUUAAAUCUGUGUUUGUGUUUCUGUUUCUUGUUCUUGUAAUGGUUAUUGAUUAUGGAAAUGCCUAUGUUUGUGUUUCAUGUUCUUGUUAUCGUUAUUGAUUAAGGAUGCGUUUGUUGUUCAUUCUGUUAGCUUAAAAAUUAUUGAAGUGUGCUCUCGUCUGAAGCUACUGUCACGGACUUGCUCUCAUCUGCAAUCAGGUAACUUUGAUCACUUGUUUGUGUCGUCUUGUGUCAUGGACAUAACUCUGAUCACUUGUUUGUAUCUUCUUGUGUCUUAUUGUCAGGGUGGAGAAGCUGCUUCUCCUCUGAAGCUUGUGUCACAGACACACUGUUUGUGGAGGCUGUUUGUGUCACGGGGAAGCUGUGUAGUUGUGUCUUUUUGUGUCUUAUUGUCACGGGGAAGCUGUGUGAUCCAUUGACUACUUGUGUCUUAUUGUCACGGGAAUUUUGUGUACUUGUGUCUUAUUGUGUAAAACUUGACAAGCUGUGAAGUUGUAUAUAAAUGUUGUAUUGCACAAAGAUUUUAUUCACAAUCUCAUCUUCUCUCUUCUCGUGUUCUAUAUAAAUUUGGUGUUCUGCAAACUUUACAAUCUCAUCUUCUCUCCUUUAUCUCUUUCUCUCCUUGAUCUAUAUAAGUUUGGUAUUGUGCAAACAUUACAAUAUCAUCUUCUCUCCUUGGUCUAUAUACAUUUUUAUCAACAAAAUCAUCUUCUCUCUUUUAUCUCCUUGUUCUUGUUUGAUAUAAAGAUUUUAAAAUUCUUCAUUUCCAUCAUAAAUUUUAUUCACAAAUUCUCCGUUCUUUCCUUUGUCUAUUCCCAAUCUCAUUAUCCAUUCUCUUCUUAAUCAUCACAAAGUAAUCAAUUUUUUUUUCACAUAUAUGGCAUCUUCCUCUCAUAACACUUUUGAGGGAGUAGCUGAUGCAAGUUUUGAUCAAUAUUUUGAUGAACAUUUUGAUCAAGCUUUCGAGAAUUUUGCCAUUGCUUCCGGUGAUCAAGACGAAAGAAAAAAAUGAAUUUAUAUCGAAAGAAAUCGAGAAGAAGGCGAUGUACGUUUAUGGAACGAUUAUUUUAGUGAAACUCCAACUUACCCUGAUAAUCUCUUCCGUCGACGAUUUAGAAUGAACAAACCAUUGUUCAUGCGUAUUGUUCAUCGACUCUCCAAUGAAGUUGAUUUCUUUCGCCAAAAGAAAGAUUGUCUUGGAAGGCUUAGUCUCUCUCCACUUCAAAAGUGUACAACAACCAUUCGUCUCAUGGCAUAUGGUAGUGCGGCUGAUACUUUUGACGAAUAUCUCCGACUCGGUGCAACUACUACUCGGUCAUGUCUGGAAUAUUUUGUGGAAGGAAUAAUAAAUUUAUUCGGCGAGGAGUACCUAAGAAGACCAACACCGACUGAUCUUCGACGUCUGCUUGAUAUUGGUGAACAUCAUGGAUUUCCCGUGAUGAUAGGAAAUAUCGACUGUAUGCAUUGGUAGUGGAAGAAUUAUCUCACCGCUUGGAAAGGUCAAUAUUCACGUGGUUCGGGAAAACUAACAAUCGUUUUAGAAGCGGUUGCUUUCUAUGAUCUAUGGAUAUGACAUGCGUUUUUUGGACCUCCAGGUACCUUAAAUGAUAUCAAUGUUCUUGAUCGCUCUCAUGUUUUCGAUGACAUAAUAAAAGGUCAAGCUCCGCAAGUCACUUUCUCUGUCAAUGGAAGAGAGUAUC
Molecule: messenger RNA, 5392 nt
Organism: Brassica napus (rape)
Lineage: Eukaryota; Viridiplantae; Streptophyta; Magnoliopsida; Brassicales; Brassicaceae
Product: putative 57 kDa heat shock protein
Exons: 3
Coding region: 114-791 (225 amino acids)
Source: RefSeq, a predicted model, not a curated record